AUCAUUUCUGAAAUGUCAUCUAGUUUUACCUUCCAGUCUACGUUGUUUGCACUUAUUAUUCUCCAGGUGCACAGUGAUGUGACAGCUGUAAAUGGGAUGCUGGGUAGUUCUGUUACACGACAUCAUGUGUAUCCUGACUUGGAACACCCUGUUCACGUCACUUGGAACAAGGGAAAGACUUUGUUAAGUAGCUGGACACGUCGUACCAGGGCCACCGAAGGGAUGCGAACUGUCAGAGGAAUUGUAGGUGACUGUGUUAUGCUUGAUCUGCACAAUUACACAAACAGGCAUAUUCAUGUUACCUGGAAGAAAGGCAAUAAACAAGUGGCCAAGAUGAAAGGUCAAACUGUACACGGCUCUGGAACAUACAGCGAGAGAUUUCGUGCAUUCUUCAAUGGCAGCUUGAGUGUUUGCCCCAUGCAGCCGGGGGAUGAGGGUCAGUACACGGCAGAAGUGUUUGGUCAUGAUGGGGCAGGUUUGGGCCAUCAAAAAAUUCAGCUAGAGUAUAGCGGAAAUAGAACAGCACCUGUUCAAGAAGUAACAGGAAUUGUCGGCGGCUCCAUGUUCCUACCUCUAGCAGCGAUGGAUUGGAAAGACUUGGUCCAGAUAAUGUGGAAGAAAGACAGUUUGUUGGUUGCUGAGUUAAAUUACUCUCAAUCCGAUGGGAGAUCCACCGACAGAUCUCAGAUCUUACCUAAUGGCACGCUCAGACUGGACAGGAUUCAGGAAAGUGAUUGUGGACGGUAUUCAGUAGAAGUGCGAGACAGAGAUGGGAAGAUUAUAUACCAGACAAUGAUUGAUGUGAAAGUAGAACAAGCGACGGUGGCCUCACCAGUUAUCUCGCAUUUACUGUUAUUCACCAUAGUGGGAGUGCAUGUUGCUGUAUUCAUUGUUGUGUUGGGUUCACUUAUAUGGCAUUUUCGAAAGUGCAAACACAGAACAGGUCGCAUGACAAACCUAAGCUUCCGGCACGUGACUUUGGGCCGAAAUGGCUAUAACGAGGACCAUGUAGACUGUGGAGAGGGAGACACGAGCAGCCCUAACCAAGAAGAGAAUGGAAAUCCAGCUUCACAGGAACCAGAGACUGCAAACUCCACUAAGCAAGAGAAUGAAGCUUUCAUUAAGAAUGCUAAAGAGACUAAAGCGGCAACAGCUGCAAGCUUUUACACUGAGCAACCUCUGACUUUAAAUAUCUCCACUUUUCAAGGGCAGGAAGAACCUAAAUCACAGCCCAGGCCUGAGCAUGCUGGAAACGAUGUUGUCUCAGUUACUAAAGAUGGUGUUCCUCUGAAACGUGGGAACUAUAUUCCUGAGGAUGACAGGGACUGUGUUCCCCCAAACUUUGACAACUGCAUCCCCCCAGACUUUGACAACAGUGUUCCCCCAGACUUUGACAACUGUGUUCCUUCAGACUUUGACAACUUCAUCCCCCCAGACUUUGACAACUGUGUUCCUCCAGACUUUGACAACUUCAUCCCGCCAGACUUUGACAACUGUGUUCCCCCAGACUUUGACAACUGUAUUCCUCAAGACUUUAACAAUUGCAUCCCGCCAGACUUUGACAACUGUGUUCCCCCAGACUUUGACAACUGUGUUCCCCCAGACUUUGACCAUUGCAUCCUCCCAGACUUUGACAACUGCAUCCCACCAGACUUUGACAACUGUGUUCCCCCAGACUUUGACAACUGCAUCCCACCAGACUUUGACAACUGUGUUCCCCCAGACUUUGACAACUGUGUUCCUCCAAACUUUGACCACUGCAUCCCCCCAGACUUUGAUGACUGUGAUCCCCCAGCCUUCAAUGACUCUGGUCCUAUAGAUGGCAGGUACUAUACUCCUGGGAUCAAUAGUGACCAUAUUCCUCCAGAUUUUGGGGAUUAAGUCCCUCUCGACAUUGAAGACUAAGUUGAAGAUGGAGCUGAAUGAAGGGAGCAAGCCAGGGUUCUACUGCCAGCAGAGAUUGAAACAAAAUUUCCGGAGGACAUAUCUGAAGAUCUUCACAUUAGAUUUUGCCAGGUCAUAUGUAGCAUGUGCCUGUUGAUGGUAUAACUGUAAAAUCUGACUGUUGGAUCCACAUGUUGUCUUUCAUCUGGUGAUGGGCCAACCUCCAAAUAGUGGAUUAUCCAAACUCUGUAAUGCUUAUCCAUUCCUUAUCCAAGUUAUCCAAACCUCUUGAGUCUGAAGAAUUGUGCUGGUAAGCUUAAGAGAACCCAUCAUCUAUAGCACUUUAGUUUGCAGUCAUGGAUGUAAACACACAGAAAGGAGCUUUGCUCGUUGUAUUUCAGCACUUCCAGUUCUGAGCCCAGUUGCGUACCAAACACAGAAAAUAACCAAACACAUUUUUGGAACCUCAAAAAAAGGUUUGGUUUCACUUUUGUUUCUAAAAACAAGGGAUGGUUUAGAGAUGAGAAGGAUUUCCUAGUUUUCUGGACGUAUGUGCUCAUCCCCAAUCUCGAUUCCAGUCUUCUUCUCUGCUUAAUUUACUGGUGAAUGUGGGAAAAGGGGAAUAUCAAAGUCCAGAUGCCUCAUCUCAGUGGAUCUGAUUGCUCCUAGCAUGGCAUUUCGGGUCAAACAAGCUGUAGUUUAAUUUAGUGAAGUUAGACAGAGGUUUAUCUCAUGUGUUGGUUUGUUUAUGAACAACAUAACUGGUAAUUUAUUCUACUAAAGUCACAUUAAAAAAGGAAGCUACAUUGAACUUGAGCCUGGCUGGAGGCUGAAUACAGGGUUAUUUUGACAAAAAGCUAUUGAAUCACUAGCGAGUUGUCUGAACUUUAAGCAUAUUGCAAUAAUUUACAUCCUUAAUAAUUAGAUACCAUAUUUC
Messenger RNA from Mauremys mutica (yellowpond turtle), 2821 nucleotides. RefSeq lists its product as uncharacterized. The record is from RefSeq and is a predicted model, not a curated record. The transcript has 8 exons. The coding region runs from base 13 to 1881 and encodes 622 amino acids. NCBI's taxonomy places the organism in Eukaryota, Metazoa, Chordata, Testudines, Geoemydidae.